Molecule: messenger RNA, 3968 nt
Organism: Pan troglodytes (chimpanzee)
Lineage: Eukaryota; Metazoa; Chordata; Mammalia; Primates; Hominidae
Gene: MEF2C
Product: myocyte enhancer factor 2C
Exons: 12
Coding region: 794-2191 (465 amino acids)
Biological process (GO): heart development; positive regulation of transcription by RNA polymerase II; cell differentiation
Molecular function (GO): DNA-binding transcription factor activity, RNA polymerase II-specific; histone deacetylase binding; protein dimerization activity
Source: RefSeq, a predicted model, not a curated record
GAGCAAGCGAGCGCGCCGCAGCGGGAGACUAGGUUCUCUCCGAGCGUCCUCCGCAGAGGCGCCGCGAGAGGAGCAGGGAGCCGCAGCUCGCCGUGUUGUCUUCAUUUCGUGCAAUAAAGAAUUGUCAUUAGGUUUGCGUAUGGCAUGUGCUAUUACCCCACCGUAAAACUAAAAUUAGCAAAAUGUCAGGAAUGGAAAGAUUGAUUCACCAAGAUGCAAUUAUCAUUUAAAAGUGCUUGAUUGAGGUACUGAUGUUCAGUGAUUUAUUCUGCAUACCAUAUACAUAAUUAAAGUAGUGUAGUGGAGUAAUUUAUCAAUCUAGUUGAGACUGGAGGGGUGAGGAGGGAGCUGCUGUAUGUUUGUUUUAUUAAAAUGCUCCGAGGUCUAGUCCCGCCCCCCUUUUGCAAGAGUGAAACUGAUGAUUUCUCCAGCUCGCGAGGAAAGAGUCAACGGUUUGGGAUUGUGGGGGAGAGAGAGACGGAGAGAAAAAGGCAGCGCGAAGCAAAGAAAGGAAAAUAUCCCAAGGACUAAUCUGAUCGGGUCUUCCUUCAUACUUCUUAGGAAAGGCAGCAUUUUACUUCAUUCAUUAAUUGCACCAUUUACGUCCUGAUUGCUGUGCAUGUGGAAUAUAUUGAAAGAUAAUAUUAAAGUCAGGAACGAAUGCAGGAAUUUGGGAACUGAGCUGUGCAAGUGCUGAAGAAGGAGAUUUGUUUGGAGGAAACAGGAAAGAGAAAGAAAAGGAAGGAAAAAAUACAUAAUUUCAGGGACGAGAGAGAGAAGAAAAACGGGGACUAUGGGGAGAAAAAAGAUUCAGAUUACGAGGAUUAUGGAUGAACGUAACAGACAGGUGACAUUUACAAAGAGGAAAUUUGGGUUGAUGAAGAAGGCUUAUGAGCUGAGCGUGCUGUGUGACUGUGAGAUUGCACUGAUCAUCUUCAACAGCACCAACAAGCUGUUCCAGUAUGCCAGCACCGACAUGGACAAAGUGCUUCUCAAGUACACGGAGUACAACGAGCCGCAUGAGAGCCGGACAAACUCAGACAUCGUGGAGACGUUGAGAAAGAAGGGCCUUAAUGGCUGUGACAGCCCAGACCCCGAUGCGGACGAUUCCGUAGGUCACAGCCCUGAGUCUGAGGACAAGUACAGGAAAAUUAACGAAGAUAUUGAUCUAAUGAUCAGCAGGCAAAGAUUGUGUGCUGUUCCACCUCCCAACUUCGAGAUGCCAGUCUCCAUCCCAGUGUCCAGCCACAACAGUUUGGUGUACAGCAACCCUGUCAGCUCACUGGGAAACCCCAACCUAUUGCCACUGGCUCAUCCUUCUCUGCAGAGGAAUAGUAUGUCUCCUGGUGUAACACAUCGACCUCCAAGUGCAGGUAACACAGGUGGUCUGAUGGGUGGAGACCUCACAUCUGGUGCAGGCACCAGUGCAGGGAACGGGUAUGGCAAUCCCCGAAACUCACCAGGUCUGCUGGUCUCACCUGGUAACUUGAACAAGAAUAUGCAAGCAAAAUCUCCUCCCCCAAUGAAUUUAGGAAUGAAUAACCGUAAACCAGAUCUCCGAGUUCUUAUUCCACCAGGCAGCAAGAAUACGAUGCCAUCAGUGAAUCAAAGGAUAAAUAACUCCCAGUCGGCUCAGUCAUUGGCUACCCCAGUGGUUUCCGUAGCAACUCCUACUUUACCAGGACAAGGAAUGGGAGGAUAUCCAUCAGCCAUUUCAACAACAUAUGGUACCGAGUACUCUCUGAGUAGUGCAGACCUGUCAUCUCUGUCUGGGUUUAACACCGCCAGCGCUCUUCACCUUGGUUCAGUAACUGGCUGGCAACAGCAACACCUACAUAACAUGCCACCAUCUGCCCUCAGUCAGUUGGGAGCUUGCACUAGCACUCAUUUAUCUCAGAGUUCAAAUCUCUCCCUGCCUUCUACUCAAAGCCUCAACAUCAAGUCAGAACCUGUUUCUCCUCCUAGAGACCGUACCACCACCCCUUCGAGAUACCCACAACACACGCGCCACGAGGCGGGGAGAUCUCCUGUUGACAGCUUGAGCAGCUGUAGCAGUUCGUACGACGGGAGCGACCGAGAGGAUCACCGGAACGAAUUCCACUCCCCCAUUGGACUCACCAGACCUUCGCCGGACGAAAGGGAAAGUCCCUCAGUCAAGCGCAUGCGACUUUCUGAAGGAUGGGCAACAUGAUCAGAUUAUUACUUACUAGUUUUUUUUUUUCUUGCAGUGUGUGUGUGUGCUAUACCUUAAUGGGGAAGGGGGGUCGAUAUGCAUUAUAUGUGCCGUGUGUGGAAAAAAAAAAAGUCAGGUACUCUGUUUUGUAAAAGUACUUUUAAAUUGCCUCAGUGAUACAGUAUAAAGAUAAACAGAAAUGCUGAGAUAAGCUUAGCACUUGAGUUGUACAACAGAACACUUGUACAAAAUAGAUUUUAAGGCUAACUUCUUUUCACUGUUGUGCUCCUUUGCAAAAUGUAUGUUACAAUAGAUAGUGUCAUGUUGCAGGUUCAACGUUAUUUACAUGUAAAUAGACAAAAGGAAACAUUUGCCAAAAGCGGCAGAUCUUUACUGAAAGAGAGAGCAGCUGUUAUGCAACAUAUAGAAAAAUGUAUAGAUGCUUGGACAGACCCGGUAAUGGGUGGCCAUUGGUAAAUGUUAGGAACACACCAGGUCACCUGACAUCCCAAGAAUGCUCACAAACCUGCAGGCAUAUCAUUGGCGUAUGGCACUCAUUAAAAAGGAUCAAAGACCAUUAAAAGAGGACCAUACCUAUUAAAAAAAAAUGUGGAGUUGGAGGGCUAACGUAUUUAAUUAAAUAAAUAAAUAAAUCUGGGUCUGCAUCUCUUAUUAAAUAAAAAUAUAAAAAUAUGUACAUUACAUUUUGCUUAUUUUCAUAUAAAAGGUAAGACAGAGUUUGCAAAGCAUUUGUGGCUUUUUGUAGUUUACUUAAGCCAAAAUGUGUUUUUUUCCCCUUGAUAGCUUCGCUAAUAUUUUAAACAGUCCUGUAAAAAACCAAAAAGGACUUUUUGUAUAGAAAGCACUACCCUAAGCCAUGAAGAACUCCAUGCUUUGCUAACCAAGAUAACUGUUUUCUCUUUGUAGAAGUUUUGUUUUUGAAAUGUGUAUUUCUAAUUAUAUAAAAUAUUAAGAAUCUUUUAAAAAAAUCUGUGAAAUUAACAUGCUUGUGUAUAGCUUUCUAAUAUAUAUAAUAUUAUGGUAAUAGCAGAAGUUUUGUUAUCUUAAUAGCGGGAGGGGGGUAUAUUUGUGCAGUUGCACAUUUGAGUAACUAUUUUCUUUCUGUUUUCUUUUACUCUGCUUACAUUUUAUAAGUUUAAGGUCAGCUGUCAAAAGGAUAACCUGUGGGGUUAGAACAUAUCACAUUGCAACACCCUAAAUUGUUUUUAAUACAUUAGCAAUCUAUUGGGUCAACUGACAUCCAUUGUAUAUACUAGUUUCUUUCAUGCUAUUUUUAUUUUGUUUUUUGCAUUUUUAUCAAAUGCAGGGCCCCUUUCUGAUCUCACCAUUUCACCAUGCAUCUUGGAAUUCAGUAAGUGCAUAUCCUAACUUGCCCAUAUUCUAAAUCAUCUGGUUGGUUUUCAGCCUAGAAUUUGAUACGCUUUUUAGAAAUAUGCCCAGAAUAGAAAAGCUAUGUUGGGGCACAUGUCCUGCAAAUAUGGCCCUAGAAACAAGUGAUAUGGAAUUUACUUGGUGAAUAAGUUAUAAAUUCCCACAGAAGAAAAAUGUGAAAGACUGGGUGCUAGACAAGAAGGAAGCAGGUAAAGGGAUAGUUGCUUUGUCAUCCGUUUUUAAUUAUUUUAACUGACCCUUGACAAUCUUGUCAGCAAUAUAGGACUGUUGAACAAUCCCGGUGUGUCAGGACCCCCAAAUGUCACUUCUGCAUAAAGCAUGUAUGUCAUCUAUUUUUUCUUCAAUAAAGAGAUUUAAUAGCCAUUUCAAGAAAUCCCAUAAA